UGUUCAGAUACGGCCACGACCACAAGAGAGACGUGUCCAGGACAGUGUAGAUGUUGUUUCUAUAGUGAGUUUUAUUAUUGUGCCUCGUCUACGUCUGUGUUUGAACUAAAACAAUAAAAUAUAGUGUGAAGAAGAUAAAGUUUGUCAAUAGAAAAGUAGAAUAGAUAAAUGAUGAAAACAAAUUUCGACUACGGAAUGUGGAAGAAGUGAAACAGUAUAUAGACGAUACACUAUGAAGUACCGACUUGAAUGAUGAUGAUAAGAAUUUCUGUGAAAAAGAUCUGAGAGACAUUGGCUUAAUGUUCUUGUUCCAACAAUAUUUUCUGACAAAAAGAGAAUCAUCAGAUUUUGGAAAUUGGCUGUGUGGCUAUUCGAAUAUCCUGGUUCAGCUGACCUUUUGGCAGCGCUUGGAACAAUGAGCGUGUGGGUAUGUCUGAUGAUAUGGGCGUGUGUUGGGCAGGUGGUAUGGGUGUACCCAUCCCAGAAGCUGAAAGUGGGCGUGAAUGCUCCUUAUUGUGAGCACAGGAACCCCACCCUCUUGUGUGACUACAAGAACGUGAAUCAGGUGGUGAAUAUGGUAGAGCAGGUGAACGAAACAGUCCAGAAGGUGUUUGUGUACAACGCUGUGAAGCUGCAGCUGAGUGAAGCUGUGUGUGUCAGUGUUAUGGUGAACAAUGUGGCCGACGUGGUGGUGGUGAAGGGCGAGGAACACCCCUGUGACCGUCACCUUACAUUCUCAGCUACUAACUCAACCUUGAACAGACUGCCCAGCCAGGUGGAUCACGUUCAUCUGGAAGACACUAACAUCACCUCGCUGGCUAUCAGAGUCAACAUCACACAACUCAACGUAAUCAACUCCAUCAUCAAAGUCCUCGACAUUUCCAGCUUUUUCUCCACAGUUAACUUUGUCUCAACUCACAUAGACACUUUCCAGAGGCUACACGUGACAUAUGGCUCAGAACUUCUGUUGCAAAGGACAAAAGUUGACGUAUUGUCUCCUCAGGCUGUAGUAAUAGACGGGGGAAACCUGGUGAUGAGAAACUCCUCUGCAAUCACAGUAGCGGAGGAAAGUGUUGUCAUGUAUCCAGGAUCUAAACUCAAUCUAGAACAAUUCUCAGGCAACUUGAGGGUGAAGGCCAUGGGGCGUGUUGGUGCCACGAGUCAGACAACACCAUGUUCUACAAGACGCCCCUGUAACUGUGAGACAGCGACCAGUUAUCUGGGUGCGUUUGUAACUUGCUUACUGCUACUGAUUGUCUCAGUUAUCAUAAAUAUAUUGGGUGUUGUCUACGUGAAACGCAUCUAUUUACAACACGACAAUCACAAGACGGAGGAAAGACAACACAGCCAGCUGGGACCUCAGUCUUGUGUUAAAUAUAGCAAGGGGGAAGAAACACAACUGUUACCACAACAGUCAUCAUCAGACAGUCUCCAGACGUACAAAGACAGUCUGUUACAGUUACUCAAAGAUUUUGAGGAUAAACGGCAAAGAGUAAAAUCCAAACAUGAAUCAUUUAUCUCAGAGUUGAAUAACGCAAACGAAGCUGAGAUGAACGACAAGAAAGAUAAAGCAGACGAAAACUUGGACGAAAAUAUAAAGUUGAAAGAAAAAAAGAUUUUAGACUUGGAGGAAGAGCUAAUAGCUAUUGAUGCUUCAGGAAAAUACGCCGCCAUUAAGAAGACCCUCGUGGAAGCUAAAAAAGAACUCAUAGAUGCACUGAAGGAGAACGUCAAAGUCAGUAAAGUAAUAUACCCAGAUUCUCAAAAAUUAGUUAAAAGAAAGAAAGUUUGGAGUGAGAAUGAUCAGUGGCUCAAGAAUAUGGCAGAAAUAAGCCAAGAUUGGUUAACACGUUGGAGUGAAACUCGUACAUCUCAUGAUGAAAUUACUACUCGGUUAUCACCUCUUGAGAAGUUAUUUAUAAUUACCGGUGACUUGUUGAGUCGCGAGGUUAAAAGCGUGUUAAGAAAGUAUGAAAGUGAGCGUGUACAGACGGAGGUUAAUAUUAAGAAUAUAUCAGAAGAAGAUGAGAUGUUAAAGGAAAGUGAAAAGUCUAAGUACUUGACAGAGAAUGAGAAAUUACAAACACGUCUUAAACAAUAUAUGAAUGGUCGAAAAAACCCGGAUGAAAAAGAAAUUGAUAUAGUUUUUAAAAAUUGUUUCACACGGUGUGAAUGCCUCAAGGUUAAUCUUGAAACAAAGUUACUACAAUUAAUUGAGGCUCGCUCUGCAGCUGGUGAUAAGUUGAGUCACCAGGAAGCUCUUGUGAGUAUUCAAGAGAAACACCUGGCAGACAUGGAGACAAUAAUGAACAACAUAUUGGCAGUUCAGAAUUCGUAUAUUUUCUUACUGGAUCAGAUACUUGACUGACAGACACAGAAGAAAGAACAAGACAAGUGUAAAGCUCAAGACGAAACUAUAGACAACAGCGCAUCUGGUGGAUUAUGUGGACGGCAUAGGGUGGCAAAAGAACCCCAGGUUUGUCGGAGUCCCCAAAGACCCCCACGAGGACUGGGAGUCAUCUCAGCCCAAAAUUUCACACCUGCUGAAUAAACAUUUUGACCUUACUGAAGUCAUGUUUGACCGUGUUCAACACGUCGGUAAAUCAAACUCCUCCCGCCCCCGUGACAUCAUACCGAAAUUCUCUUCCCCCUCUGUCCGUGACUGUUUUAUCAGCGCACUAAGCCGGAAGACACUACAAUCUUCGUCAACGAGGACCUAUGCCCAGGCACGACUAAAGCCCGCCAAAUGCAAAUGGACAAAUUUAAAGAAGCCAGGAGACAAGGGAAACACGUGACGUUCCGUCAUAAAACCCUUGUUGUGAGGGGCUCUAGGGCAAGUGGAUACACCCCCACUCAUCCACCAUCAGGCCGACAAGAACCUCCUCCCCCCCGGAGAGGGAACCAGCCACUGCCCGCACUCUGACUAUGACCUGUGGAGUUUCCCUCCUGCCGGGCAACUUGGGUACUACACGUCAACCCUCUGCGGGGGGAAACAACAGCCCACAUAACAAGGUGACAGGCGCCACCUUUCACUCUUACUGGGAGUCACCAUUACACUUUGUUGGUUGUAGCACUUGUGAGAAUGUUACCCCCCACAAUAAUAACUUUUUUUACCUUCCCUUCUCACACCUUAGUGACUCUUGAGUUUUUGCUGUUCCUCAAUCAGUACCAAUAUUCCCACAGUGAUGACGCUACUGUUGUUCCCCUGGAUGUGCUGAACCAUAUGUGUUACACCCCCUUUACCAAUGGUGUCGACACAAUACUCCUUCAUACUGACCCAGAUGCCUUACUACAAAACUCACUGGGUUACACCAACCCCAAUUGUUACUAUUACUUUCCUGAUUCUCCCGAGUUUACCUCUAGUCUUCUACUGUCUCAUUCCUUCUCCUUAAUUAGCCAUAACAUUAGCAGUAUUCCCCCUCACUUAGAUACCUUUAUAUGUCAGUGUACAUAUUCCAUUGCCCACAAAUUUGAUGUACCUGGUUUCUGUGAGACCAAACUCACUAACGAUAUUGAACAUUUGUAUAGCUUCC
Messenger RNA from Homarus americanus (American lobster), 3533 nucleotides. RefSeq lists its product as uncharacterized. The record is from RefSeq and is a predicted model, not a curated record. The transcript has 3 exons. NCBI's taxonomy places the organism in Eukaryota, Metazoa, Arthropoda, Malacostraca, Decapoda, Nephropidae. Bases 416 to 2368 code for a protein of 650 amino acids.